AUGCUGUCGAAUCAUAGUGAUCUCACCGUGAGGCAAAGAUUGAAUCUCAUUGUCAAAAGCUGUGCAUUCAUAGAGAACUCAACAGAGAGACAAGAUUCUGCAUCGUUCCAAGAAAGGGUAUUUGAUGUUUUGAAACAACUCAGCAUGCUCCAAUCAAUAACACUGAGUCUUUCAUUGUUCAGUAGCAAUGAGCAGUUGAAUGAGAUCAACACAUCGUACCUACCCUUUGCUGCCCUACUGUACUAUGAGGCCAUUCUAUAUCCGAAGUUGUUUAUAGACCCGAAGGAGAAUAUAGACUCGGAUUCGGUGGAUAUCUUGUUGUUUAAACCCAGAAAUCUAAAGACAGCAAAAGUGAAGAACCUUGAAUACUUAACAUUGGUCGAUUCCUUUCGUGACAUUUUAUCACCGGAGCAGCUGUCUAUUCUCAACUCCUUUAAGAAAUCUUACAAUCCAUCGAACGAAGAUAUCUUGGCAGCAACAGGAGACCCAGCCCUGAGACGGGCUAGUAAAAUUGCUAGUUAUAAGCUUGAAAAAGACCUUCUGGGAAAAGUUGUUGCAUUAGACGAAUAUUAUGCCAACUUCGGCGAUAGAGACGGUGCAGACGAAGAUCUUCUUCAAAAGAUGGAUGAAGAUACAGUUCGGUCGCUUUAUGAAAAUCAGUUGAGGCUUUUUUCUGUUAAUGCGUUUAAAAACUUGGAACUUAUCGCAAUGGAGUUACAAGUACUUGAGUCUAGAGAUUCUCAGCAGGACAUAAGAGCAACUGAAGAUAUUAGAGUUCAAAAGAUGCCCCUAGUUGACAGAUUCGAAUACACUUCCAGGUUGGAAUCGGAUCCAACAAAACAAAAAGAUAUUGCCGAUUUGAUAAGCAAGCUGGGAAAAAUUCUACAGCCAUUUGUGAUCACUGGCUCCAGAGAGAAACUCCGCAGCAGUGUAUUUGGCACCGGGCAAGUUUUGCCCUCAAUGUCCAUUGAAGAAUACUUAGAUUAUGAAUUAGCAAACGGUAAGAUGGCCAGCAAUGACGCAAAAGACUCUCAAAUGGGCGACAGCGACGAUAAUACGGAUGACAGCGACGAAGAAAUCAGAAAGCGAGAGUGGGAUGAUUGGAAAGACGAAAAUCCCAAGGGCAGCGGUAACAUGAAGGCAAAUAUGGGGUAG
Molecule: messenger RNA, 1155 nt
Organism: Metschnikowia bicuspidata var. bicuspidata NRRL YB-4993
Lineage: Eukaryota; Fungi; Ascomycota; Pichiomycetes; Serinales; Metschnikowiaceae
Exons: 1
Coding region: 1-1155 (384 amino acids)
Biological process (GO): regulation of signal transduction; regulation of dephosphorylation
Cellular component (GO): cytosol
Molecular function (GO): protein phosphatase 2A binding
Source: RefSeq, a predicted model, not a curated record